GCCCGGUUCACGACCAGACAUUUAAUCGAAGUCCAACGAGUCGUUAGGCAAGUUUACAUCGGUAUUCUAAUUGCCGAAAUAGUUUGAUAAUCAUGAUGCAUAAGCUGGUACUUUCGUUGCUUUUCUUGGCAACCGCACUAGCGAUCGUACCGAAAUCUCUUUCGCCGGAUUAUACUCUCUGCAAAAGGAGCGAUCCCGGAUUGAAUAAUUGUUUGAAGUCGGCUAUACAAUCUGCCAUUACGCUUCUCACUCACGGUGACAAGCAUCUCGGCAUUCUGGCUUUGGAUCCCCUUCGAAUCACAAAAUUGAGCAUUAAUCAAGGCACUGGACCAGUCGCUGUAAAUCUUACCUUUUUCGAUUUGGAUAUCGAUGGAAUACGAAAGAUUACAAUAGAUUCAGUUGAGGCCAAAUUGGAGGGACCAAAGCCAGAGUUGUUUCUGAGAGUCAGCGCGGAUCAACCUCUCAUCCUAAAAGGGCAAUAUAUGAUUGAUGGCAAUGUUCUCUUCCUGCCCAUUAGUGGUAAGGGAGACGCUCAACUUGACUUUGUUGGCGUAAACGCAAGCAUUGAUCUGAAGAUGAAAAAAGUUAAGAACAACGGCCACACGUAUGCGGUGCCACAAGAGUUGAUAUUCAGUCUAAACCCAAAAAAUCUUAUUAUCAAAUUGGAAAAUCUUUACGAGGGAAACAAAGAGCUGGGCGACCACAUGAACCGUUUUCUAAACGACGAGUGGGAGACGGUCUACGGCGAACUGCAAGAUUCAAUCCAAAAAGGAUUUGCGGGAGCUGUCAUAGAAAUCAUUACUCGCCUAUUCACAAAGAUUCCUUUCAACUCCAUUUUCUUGAAAUAAUCCAACACAACUAAAUUAUCGGAAGCUGUAGCCGUAUAGAAGAACACCAAAACUGAAAAAGAAUUCGAGAUGUGUUUUAUGGUUGAACUAUGAAGUCCCAAAUUAAUACUGAGUUUGGAACAAGCACUUAUCGCCAACCCAUUGUGAACGCCAUUAUACUUAUCGGUUUUAAUCAACGCACUCAAGCAGUUUUUUACAGAUUAAAUUAAGCUCACUUAGAUCCACAGUUUGUAAAGUUAUUGGUCGUAACCGGUUUGAAUGCAGAGAGACGCAAGAUCAAAAUUAUUGAUAAAUUUUAUUUAAAAAAUCUAUCAAUACGAGUUCCUUUUGGAGUCUACGGAUAAUUGUUAUAUUUGACUAAUAGUGCUACCUGCAAGAAAAUAUUUGUGUAUACCAUAUGUAGGUAUACAUGGAAAUGAGUCAGAUGCUGCAGUCACGUUACAUGAUCUAAUUGUUGAACACAUAUUAUUGUUAUAAAAUAAGAUGUUACCUAAUGUUAGUGAUUAUUGAAUAAAAUUAAUUGUAAUAAAAAAAGAUAUAAUCCCA
Messenger RNA from Athalia rosae (coleseed sawfly), 1394 nucleotides. RefSeq names its product protein takeout-like. Bases 93 to 848 code for a protein of 251 amino acids. NCBI's taxonomy places the organism in Eukaryota, Metazoa, Arthropoda, Insecta, Hymenoptera, Athaliidae. The record is from RefSeq and is a predicted model, not a curated record. The transcript is spliced from 6 exons.